AUGGUAGAGGGAGAGGUAUGGAAACAUGUUGUCCAGAAAGGAGACACGGUCAUCGAUGCCACGUGCGGUAAUGGUUUUGACACCUUAGCAUUGCUCAACUUGGUUGCUGAUGAUGAUUCACAUAAUGGUUACGUGUAUGCAUUGGACAUUCAGAAAGAUGCUUUAGAUAAGACUUCAUUGUUGCUGGAGGAAUCACUUAAUUCCAAUGAGUCUGAGCUCUAUCUUAAUAAGCUGCGUAGUUUUAGGCUUAUUGCCUUCAACUUAGGUUACCUUCCGGGAGGCGACAAAGAAAUAAUAACAAGAUCAGAAACAACAUUACUGGCAUUGGAAGCUGCAAAGAGAAUUCUAAUACCAGGAGGACUCAUUGGCAUUGUGGUAUAUAUCGGCCACCCCGGUGGAAGGGAAGAAUUGGAGGCUGUUGAAACUUUUUCUGCUAAAUUGUCUGUUGAGAAUUGGAUCUGUUGCAAGCUUCAAAUGUUAAACCGGCCAUGUGCUCCGAUACCAAUUUUCUUGUUCAGAAGAUAA
Messenger RNA from Trifolium pratense (red clover), 525 nucleotides. Its product is annotated as putative rRNA methylase YtqB. Lineage: Eukaryota; Viridiplantae; Streptophyta; Magnoliopsida; Fabales; Fabaceae. Bases 1 to 525 code for a protein of 174 amino acids. The record is from RefSeq and is a predicted model, not a curated record. The transcript is spliced from 4 exons.